Astrephomene gubernaculifera is the source of this 6066-nucleotide messenger RNA. The record is from the annotation of a GenBank genome assembly. Lineage: Eukaryota; Viridiplantae; Chlorophyta; Chlorophyceae; Chlamydomonadales; Astrephomenaceae.
UGAGAAACAAGUUUUGCUCUUCUCCCACUCAACUUAAUGCUUGCCGGAGCAGACGAUAGACUGCUUAGGUAGAAACCUCACCACCAUUGACUCGCUACAGGGUCACCUCUGCUUUACCUAGCCCAUAUUCCCCAAAGUUGCCUACAUAUCCGCAUUCAUCUACCAGAUUCAAGGGACAAUAAAUUGAUCGCAACCGGCUCAGCAAAAAAAGUUUUCUCCAACGCCGUUGUGCGCAACCGUUGACGGGCCCCACUCCAAGUAUCUCAGUGGGGCCUUAAUAGUGCGAACUCUAGUGGUUGGACGCGACUUCAAAUCCAGCCUCUCUAACAAGAAGUUGAGACUGGCGGUCGCCGGAAGCCACGAGCAGUACAAAGACCACAGUGGAAUACGCAGGCAUCAAGCGAUACUCGGAGUAACAAGAACCGCAGCCUAGCGUGGGCCUGCUCGACAGGCCCACGCCAACUCCACAGUUACAACGGCAGGCCUGCAGACUCCAGACAGGAGCAGCCCCCCACAGGUGCAGCCGCAGCGGGCUGCUCUGCUGGGCUCUCCUCGGGAGCAAAUGACGCGGUCGUGGGCUUUGCAGGGCUCCAUCGUAGAGGCUGCUGUAUCCGGAUCCUUAGGGCGGGUGGAACACAGCGAGACGCAUGUUGUCGACGGCAGCCUAAUUGGCACACGCAGCCCUGACAGCCCCAGGGGAUCGACGCUGUGGCAAACCUGCCGAAUACCGCUAACAGCUCGUUCUGUUAGGCAACCGCCAACAACGGACGCAGCCCAAGGAAACCGCCACGCCAAUGCGUGCUGCAGCUGCCAGUAUAGCGAGUUACGACCCCAGCAAAUGAUCAGCUCACCCACCAGUAACAGCACCACCAGCAGCCGCCUCAGCUGCUCGUACCCAUGCGGCAGCAGCAGCAGCGUUGCGACUACGUCACCCCUGUCCUCCCUCAUGGGGCGGCCUUCCUGCCACCGCAGCUUAGGCGUUGCAUCGUCGCCUUCGCAUGGCCCUGCCAAGCUGCCAUGCAGCAGCAGUUGCGACUGUGGGCUUCACCUUGGGCGAAGUAGAAGCGCCGCCGCGUCCGUUGUAACUGGCGGCACCAGCAGCGGUGGCAGGAGCGAUAGCAACCGGCAAGGCUUCGUAGAAGGAGGCUGCUUCAGGCGUUGUUCAGCAGCGGCGCAAGCUGCGGGGACAACACCAGCCGGGGAAGCAGGUCGCGCGGUGCUGCUGCCAGCUGCAGCGGCGACUCGCCUCAGUGGCAUCAGCAGCGGCUGGGGUAGCAGCAGCAGCCAAGGAGAAGUUCUCCUGGCGUCUCAACGACCUGCGCGUCCUCAGAGCAGGCCUGGGCCAGCAUUUGAAGACAGCAGCAGCAGCCGGGGAGGCCCCCAACUUGCAUCCGCCCCAGCAGCACCACCCGCCGUUCCUCAGGGAGACGCCUAUCGCCACGACCACCACGAGCCCUUACACCACCAACACCAUCACCCUGACCAUCAGCCGCCGCAACGGCGGCAGCAGGAGCCGCAGCAGCGACCGCAGCAGCAUCAAGACCGCGAAGAGGACACGCAUGCGGAGGCGCCCACUGCUCCUCGGCAGCAGCACCACCACCACCAGCACCAGGAGCAGCACCGGCGGCACCGGCACCGCCGGCGAGGAACAGCUACCUCCUCCUCCUUCUCUUCCUCGCUCACCUCCCAUCUGGCCUGGAAGAGCAGCAGCACCGGCAGUGGUGGCAUCUCAUGGCCCAAAUCGCUGGUCCUGCUGCUCCUGGCAGUGCUAACAUCCCUGGUACCUCCAGCUGCGGCGCAGUGCCCGGCAGCGCCCAUGGUCUCCGCCUACGUUCAGAGCCAGUGCACCUACAGCUACGACCAGUCUCUCUGCCUGUUCGUCACAUGGUGCCCCAAGUGCAGCUCCCCCGCGCAGCAGGCCUACACCUCCCUCGACAUGUACAUCUGCGCUUCCGGGGGGCUUACCUACGUGGACUCGGACUGCACCGGCUUCUCCACAUGCGUUGCGCCCACUCCGUCGCCGCCACCGCAGCCUCCAUCGCCGCCCUCGCCACCGCCGGUCCCCAGCCCGCCGUCGCCGCCGUCACCACCCAACGCGCCCCCGUCACCGCCGCCUCGACCUCCACGACCGCCGCCGCGGCCGCCGCGCCUGCCCAUGCCACCAACGUUUGCACCCUUGCCACCCAACCUUCCCCCCGGUCCGCCCGGGCAGCCGCUGCCACCUUCGCCGCCCAGUCCCAACCCGCCAUUGCAGCCAGGGCCGCCCCCGCUUCCGCCGUCACCGUUCCCGUUGCCACCUCCGUCGCCAUCGCCACCGCCGCCCAGCCCGCCGCCGCCGCCACCGUCACCUCCACCACCAAGACCACCUUCACCUAGCCCUCCAACUCCGCCCUCGCCCAGGCCUCCUCUACCGCCGACGCCUCCAUCUCCUCCCGGUGCCAUCCCGCCCUCCCCACCUCCAUCCAGACCACCUGCGCCGCCCUCGCCCAGCCCACCUCCACCCAGCCCGCUGCCUCCAAGCCCUCCUGCGCAUCCUCCUCCCAGCCCACCUUCUCCUGCUCCGCCUAUUCCACCAGCACCACCGUCCCCUCCCGGUGCCAUCCCGCCUUCGCCGCCGCCACCAAGCCCACCUUCGCCGCCGGCGCCCAGCCCGCCGCCACCAAUCCCGCCAUCCCCUCCUCCACCCAGUCCGCCUCAACCAAGCCCUCCCGCACCUCCCUCACCGCCGGGCGCCGUCCCGCCAUCUCCGCCGCCGCCGAGCCCUCCUAGCCCACCAUCCACCAUCCCUCCACCUCCAAACCCCACCGACCCGACCGCCUCUGUUCCACCUCCACCCAGCCCGCCUGCCCCGCCCGGCGUCAACCCUCCGCCGCCAAGCCCUCCAAUCCUGCCUGGCACGAAUCCCCCGCCGCCAAACCCACCUACUCCACUAGCUUCCAUCCCUCCUCCACCCAGCCCGCCUGCCCCACCCGGCGCCAGCGCACCGCCGCCUCCCAGCCCUCCUCCAUCCGGCGGCAGUCCACCACCACCAAGCCCACCUGCCCCGCCAGGCGGCAACCCGCCACCGCCCAGCCCUCCCCCACCACCUAGCCCACCUGCCCCGCCCGGCUCCAAACCUCCGCCGCCGCCUGCCCCGCCCUCCACAAUUCCACCGCCUCCACCCAGCCCGCCAGUCCCACCGGGCUCCGCCUCUUCCCCGCCUCCAAGCCCGCCGGUCCCACCACCGUCGCCCCCACUCCUCUUCCCUCGCAACCCGCCUCUCCCUCCCUUCCCUCCCUUCCCACCUCAGCCUCCCAUCCCACCGCUACCUCCCUUCCCUCCAACGGGUGCCGCCAACCCGCCUCCGCCCCCAUCCUCCUCAACCACACCCACGCCCCCAUCCUCCUCCUCCUCCUCUUCCCCUCCACCUCCAUCCUCAUCAACCUCAUCCCCUCCACCUCCGCACUCACCACCCCCACCACCACCUCCGCCCUCACCACCCCCACCACCACCUCCGCCACCGCCAUUCCCACCGCCUCCCUCGCCUCCGCCUCCAUCCCCCGCGCCACCGCUCUCACCUCCUGCGCCGCGUCCUCCCGCUGGCGCUGUCAGCCCGCCUCCACCGCCGCUGCCGCCUCCAAGCCCAGGGGCACUUCUCUUUGAGGUGGCGCAAGGCUACCAGCUGCGAAUCGGCUACACAAUGCCGCUGGUCCCCACCUCUGGCGUCCUUAACGCGGUAUCCGCAGACAUCGCCUCGGAUCUAGGCAUCCCAGCUGCUGACGUCACCACACAGCUGGCGUCCCAGUACAUGUCGACGGUGUACACCCUGGUGCCGGACGCGUCCUCCUCGUCUUCUUCCAGCGCUGUUUGUACGGCGGAGUUGGAGGUGGCUGUUGCGGCGACCAUGUGUACGCAGCUGCAGCUGCCCUCUUGCAGCUAUGUGGUUGCUGAGUGUGUGAAGCCGGGCGGGAGCUACGCAAUGUCUAAGGUGUACUUCUACCCAGGCAGUAGCAGCAGCAGCGGGAGUAGCAGCACCGGACGGCGGAGAGCGGCAUUACAGGAGGUGACUGGAAAGAGGAUGCUGCGGCAGCAGCAGAAGGAAGAGCAGCUAGCGAGGCGGGGACGGGAGGUGCUUCAGACUACCUCGUCUCAAAGCGUGGCGAUUGCAGUUCGUAUUCUGAUGGACAACCAGACGAACAAUGCGCCGUUUGUGCUGCAGCUCUUCUCAAAGACGUUUACUCUGCUAAACUGGAAGGUAAUUAACCCUGCAUCCGGCAACGUAACCCAGUCGAGCUCCGUCGAUGCCAUCUUGCGCAACCCCUCUUCCUCCUCCAAAGCCACCCUCUACAUCCUCGACACUCGGGUCACAGGCGACAUUGCCAAAUCUGUGGGCCUCGCUAGCUCCCAGGUGCUCAUUGAGCGGCAGGGUGUGGUGGAGCGCAUUCCGGCUGCCUCCAAGAGUUGCUCCAACCCGCGGCUGGGGGUGCUGUGCGGGGCGGAUGCGGUGGGGGCCAUCAUCGGAAUCAUCCUGGGUGUGCUGGUCCUCAUCGUUCUGGCGGGACUGGGCGUGAUGUACGCCCGGCGUGGAAGGAUGGGCAGAGUGGUGGUGAUGGACGACUUCACAUGGGCUCGCAAGUACGCCCACAUUGUGCCCUCCAAUGUCAUCGCAUCGCCGUACGUCACACAGUACGGCAUCUCCGAUCCGGCAGCUACAGCUGGGUACCGCUAAAAGGGCAGGGUUCAGUUGCAAGCCGUGCAUGUGCACCGCGAACCGGUAUGUUGUCGUGCGGGGCGGAGGGACAUACUGGGUAUGCCGUCUGCAAGCUGGUUAUCAGCCGUGUGCUGAAAGGCUCGACGCAUGCACACAGAGGUAAUAUAGUAUACACCCAUUUAAAAUUUUUCUUUGUAUGGCUACUCUUGCAACACUAACCACGGACGUUGUACGCCAAGGACAGUGGGUGACAAGAAGGGCAAUAUGCGGAAGCGGAGUGUGGUGCCCAGUUGAACGGGGUGUUGUGUAGGGGUGUCACUUACGGGCUAGGCAGGUGACUUGCUCCUUACCGAGUUGCGUGUGGCAGAUAAUGAGCGCUCGGGGCUAAUAAGGGGUGCAAAAGAGGAAACUGCUCCCUUCCCUGGAGGCGUCUUGGACGUGACUCUUGGUGCUUCUCUUAUGAGGAUUGCUGGUGAUUAUGUGUCAAGAUCACCUGAACCGUGAGACUACUCGAGAUGUAUGUGUUAUAUCGUGCUUACAAAGGAGGGAAAUGAGGAGGAGGAAGCAAUAACCUUUGGGCCUGAUCGCUAAGUUGACUUCUUGCGUUGAGACUUUCGUUAAGCUGAGAAGUUGAGGUUGUUGCGUUGGCUGGUAGGAUAGGGUGAUAACAAUGAUGACCUUGACUCAUUCGAGGAAUAAUCGAGGUAUGUGGGUUUGCCCGGGGCGUUCCAGCCCUUGCUGUUUUCAGCACGCCGCAAAGGAUGGGGCAAACGACGUGAGUUGAGGUGCUUUGUAGUGGGGAGGGUUGUGUUUCAUCCCGUACCUGUUGUACUGUUGGGAUGUUGGGAUCAGGCAUCCGUACUUAAGCAUUGUUGUGUGCGCUUGGACCUAUUUUGACGUACGUCUUUGUUCUGCUGUUUGGGCUUGAACCUCCACGACAAUAACCGUGCGAUUCAUGCUUGACCGCGUUUUUCUGAGCCGUCUUACCUCAUUGAUUAUUUCCUGACAUGUGCUUGCGAGCAGCCAGCUGCCAUGUUACAGCAGCUGGGUUCAGGUGGAAGUACAGCGUGUUAUUAAGGAUGCGUAUGGUCCUUAUAAGCGUGUCUCUUGGGGUUUUCUUUGGGUUUUUGUUCCUCCAAUACGCGUGCAUUGACUCUUGAGUCUGACAAGGUUAAAAACAUGACAUGCUCUGGUUUUGACCGGAGGAAUUUGCUUCACAUGUCCGUGCAUUGUGUCUUGCACCAUGUGGCAUCUGAAAUGGAGCGUUUUGUCCAAUGCAAACCAUCUGAAACUGGACGCUGUUUGUCCCGGUAACCACGACGGUUUUGCGCCAAGGGUGGUCAGCCCAAAUGUCCCCCAUGUAAUGUCUUGGAUGC